This is a messenger RNA of Brachypodium distachyon (stiff brome), 1878 nucleotides long. RefSeq names its product DELLA protein RGL1. The coding region runs from base 84 to 1679 and encodes 531 amino acids. Gene Ontology annotation, biological process: regulation of DNA-templated transcription. Gene Ontology annotation, molecular function: sequence-specific DNA binding; DNA-binding transcription factor activity. NCBI's taxonomy places the organism in Eukaryota, Viridiplantae, Streptophyta, Magnoliopsida, Poales, Poaceae. The transcript has a single exon. Gene Ontology annotation, cellular component: nucleus. The record is from RefSeq and is a predicted model, not a curated record.
AUUGCAACAAGGCCUGCUUAACUACUCUGAUCCAUACGAUACGAGAGCGCAUACUUGAAUCACAUUCACAUACAGACGCGUACAUGGGCAUGUCGCCCAGCCCCUUCACGACCUCCUACUGUUUAACAGAGCAAGAUGCUUCGAUUUGCACUGAAACCCAAGAACUGGACUACCACCACUCGUACUACUACGGCAUUGAGGACGUAUCGUUGGACGAGGUCGAGCUAGAGCUGGCCGCCUCUUCCGGCCGGGCUCACAAGGCCACCAAGGUCGACUACCACAGCUCGCCUUACCACAUCUCGUGGCCGCCGCCGCCGCAGCAGGCCUCCGCCGACGUCGAGUCGUCGCGCGUCAGGAAGAAGCAGUUCCGCGACGUUCUCGAGAGCUGCAAGCAGAAGGUCGAGGCUAUGGAGGCCAUGGAGCAGCACUCGCCGCCGUUGUCAGGCGGCGGCGUUGGGUUCCAGGACCAACAAGGUGAUAGCGGCCAUGGAGUCGCUGUGGGUGGCGAAGGUAGUAGUAAUAGCGGUGGGGGCACCGAUGGCAUGCGGCUCGUGCAGCUGCUCGUGGCCUGCGCCGAGGCCGUGGCGUGCCGCGACCGCGCCCAGGCCGCGUCGCUCCUGCGCGAGCUCCAGGCCGGCGCGCCCGUGCACGGCACGGCGUUCCAGCGCGUGGCGAGCUGCUUCGUGCAGGGCCUGGCGGACCGGCUGGCCCUGGCGCACCCUCCGGCGCUCGGCCCCGCGAGCAUGGCGUUCUGCAUCCCGCAGUCGUCGUCCUCGGCGUCGUGCGCCGGGCGCGGCGAGGCGCUGGCCGUGGCGUACGAGGUGUGCCCGUACCUGCGGUUCGCGCACUUCGUGGCCAACGCGUCCAUCCUGGAAGCCUUCGAGGGGGAGAGCAAGGUGCACGUCGUGGACCUGGGCAUGACGCUGGGCCUGGACCGCGCGCACCAGUGGCGCGCCCUGCUGGACGGCCUCGCCGCGCGGGGCGUGGCCAGGCCGGCGCGCGUGCGCGUCACGGGCGUCGGCGCGCGCGUGGACGCCAUGAGAGCCGUGGGGCUUGAGCUCGAGGCGUACGCGGAGGAGCUCGGGAUGUGCGUCGAAUUCAGGGCCAUCGACCGCACCCUGGAGAGCCUCCACGUGGACGAUCUGGGCGUCGAGGCCGACGAGGCCGUGGCCAUCAACAGCGUCCUGGAGCUGCACUGCGUGGUGAAGGAGAGCCGCGGCGCGCUCAACUCGGUGCUCCAGACCAUCCGCAAGCUCGCCCCCAAGGCCUUCGUGCUGGUGGAGCAGGACGCGGGCCACAACGGGCCUUUCUUCCUCGGCAGGUUCAUGGAGGCGCUCCACUACUACGCGGCGUUGUUCGACGCGCUCGACGCCGCGCUCCCGCGCUACGACGCCCGGCGCGCGCGCGUCGAGCAGUUCCACUUCGGCGCCGAGAUCCGCAACGUGGUCGGCUGCGAGGGCGCGGCGCGCGUGGAGCGGCACGAGCGCGCCGACCAGUGGCGCCGCCGCAUGAGCCGCGCGGGGUUCCAGUCCAUGCCGAUCAAGAUGGCGGCCAAGGCGCGGGAGUGGCUCGAGGAGAACGCCGGCGGCACCGGCUACACGGUAGCCGAGGAGAAGGGCUGUCUCGUGCUCGGAUGGAAGGGCAAGCCCGUCAUCGCCGCUUCCUGCUGGAAAUGCUAGACAGUCGCCGCCGCUCGCAGGCCGGCCACCGGAGAGUUUACAUUUUAGAGGGGAGAAAUAAAGAGAAGCUCACCGGCCAGAGAGGUAUAUUGCAUGGAAGAUGAGUUGACACUCUGUUCAAGCUAGUAUGUGUGCUUGAACACUUGUAUAAAUAAAGCCCCUUGUCCACGUAGCGUUUGUAUUUGAAAAUUUUUGUAUA